Geosmithia morbida is the source of this 3426-nucleotide messenger RNA. RefSeq names its product RAB6A-GEF complex partner protein 1. Gene Ontology annotation, cellular component: cytosol; Ric1-Rgp1 guanyl-nucleotide exchange factor complex; Golgi membrane. Bases 1 to 3426 code for a protein of 1141 amino acids. The transcript has 3 exons. Gene Ontology annotation, molecular function: protein binding. NCBI's taxonomy places the organism in Eukaryota, Fungi, Ascomycota, Sordariomycetes, Hypocreales, Bionectriaceae. The record is from RefSeq and is a predicted model, not a curated record. Gene Ontology annotation, biological process: intracellular protein transport; retrograde transport, endosome to Golgi.
AUGUACUGGCCGAUAGCAACUCCGCGCAUCUAUGCUACGAGCAGCAGCCAGAGCCCCAGCAUCAGGCUUACCGAGUCCGACGAUGGCAUCCAGCAUCAGCCUCAACCUCAGCACCAGCCUCAGCCUCCGGAUCCCACAGGGCCCUGCAUCGGCCUUGGACUCGGUCCCGAAGUCGCCACGUCCCCUCCCAAGGGAGCUCUCCAUCCCCGCGUAGCCGUUGCCGGUGGCCCUGGCGUUGGCGACGAUGAUCGGCUCAACCCCCCUCAGGUCCCUACGACUCCCGUAACGCCCCUUACACCUGCUCUCCAAUCCGUCGAUGACGGUGAAGAGGCCGGCCGAUUCCCCUCCCAGACUUCCAGGGUCGUCACCAGCAGGGUCCCCGUCAAGGAUCCCGUCUUGGCCCUCCGUGUGUCCAGGUCUGGCCACAUCUUUGCCGUCAUCACCACCACAUCCAUUACCGUCUGGCAGACAAAGCCGACCGUAGUCCUCGCCGUCGUCGUACGUUCCCAAUCCUCCCUCCACCUGUACGGCGAAAAUGUCGACCUCUUCCUCCGCCCGGACUCGGCCAUCCUCGUCGUCCACACGAGCCACGGCUUCCUCAUCACCUACUCGAUAGCCACAGACGGCGAGUCCCGCGUCUACAGGCCCAACUUCACAAACUACCACAACGUCCAGCGCCGGAGACAGUGCCUCGUGCCCGGCCAGCAGGGCCUGGCGCCCGACGAUUUCCUCUGGGGCCCGGGGGAAGGUUCGGGCAUCCGGGACAUCAGCGUACGCUUCCGCAUGGUCAUCAAGGUCGACGCCGGUAUUGAGUGUGCCCUCGCCCUCGACGACGAGCUGAUUGUCGCCACGACGAAGCCCGCCGCCGUCCAGUGCAUCCGCUGGAGCCCCGACAGCAGCGGGAGCCAGACCAGGACCGAGAUCAUCAGCCGCACGGGCUGGGUCGAGAAGAAGGCAACCAUUCUCGAGAUGACCCAUGACCGCCCCAUGAACCUGCACACCUGGAUCACCAGCGACGGACGCGCAUACGCCGUCCAGAGGUGCCGCCCCCCGCAGGACCCGGACAAGGUCACCGAGGCCGACGCCAAGCGGCUCUUCAAGGGUCACUGCUUCCACGUGCCCAAGGAUGCCUCGUCAAAUGCCUCUCGAGCCAUCAUCAAUGCGAGAUUCUCCCUCAUCGCCGUCGGCUGCUGCGACGGCAGCGUCCAGGUCUACACGGUCAGGGACUACGAGGGCCACGUCCCGUUUUCCCACACGCACCACAUCCCCACGUCGGCCUCUUCCUCGGGCUCAUUCACGACGCUGAGCUACUCCCCUGACGGAUAUAGCCUAUUCGCCGGAUUCGAAAAGGGCUGGUCCACGUGGUCCAUGUUUGGGAAGCUCGGCACUAACAGCUUCUCGGCGGAGGAGAGGCUGUCGACCAACAACGGCGAGGAGUGGCUACGCGGCAUCCGGGGCGCGUCAUGGAUAGGGAGCGGCUCCGAGAUUCUCAUGAUUGGCCCGAAGCACGAGGCCAUCUGGUCUCUCGAGAUGGCCAAGAGCGCCGUGGCGGGGUGCUACAAUGAGGCCAACGUGCUGCGCACCGUCCUCCAGACCCCUACGAGUGUCAUGGUCUACCGGGGCUACGACCUGCCCGACCUGACCAGCAUCUCGGCCGAGCCCUUCCUGUGGCAUACGACCAAGAUCCCCGCCACAUACCUCCUGCGGCAGUGGCCUAUCAAGCAGACGGUCAUAUCCCCCGACGGACGGUACGUCGCCGUCGCAGGACGCCGCGGGCUAGCACACUACAGCGUCAACAGCGGGCGUUGGAAGACAUUUGCCAACGACGGCAUGGAGGACGAGUUCCAGGUCCGGGGCGGCAUGUGCUGGUACCAGCACAUCCUCGUGGCGGCCGUGGAGAGCAAUCGGACCUACGAGGUGCGCCUCUUCUCACGCGAGUCGGCCCUAGACGCCUCCCAGGUACUCCACCGGGAACGCAUCUCUGCCCCCGUGGUUCUCAUCACCAUCUCGGGCGAGGACUCCCUCCUGGUCUACACCUACGAGAACCUGCUGUACCACUACAUCUUCACACCCUACCACGGGACGAUGCGCCUAGUCCAGGUGGGCCAGAUUGCCUUCCACGGCAUCGUCCGAUCCCCCGCGCGCGUGCGCGCCCUCAGCUGGGUCCUCCCCGAGAGUCAGCUCGUCGACGGCGACCCGUCGCAGGACGUGGCCGUCGCGUCGGUCAUCUUCCUUGUCGACGGGAAGCUCGUACUCCUGCGGCCCUCGCUCAACGAGCAGGGCCAGCUGAAGUAUGACAUGCGCGUCAUCGCGCAGAACGUCGAGUACUACGCCAGCAUGCGGGACCAGCCCCUCCUCAACAUCGGCCAGCAGGGUGGCGUGGUGGACAGGAAGAGCGGCUCAUCUUCCUCGUCCCUCCCCUCGCGCGCGGGAGCUCUGCGGGAAUCGCUGUGGGUCUUCGACGGCAUGGAGCUCAAGGCUUGGACCCGCCUCGACGAUGUGCUCGACGCCGUGUCCGGGGAGCAGCAGGCCAAAGAAUUGCCACCUGCCGUGUCGGUGCCCGUCGACUUCUACCCGCUGUCCAUCCUGCUGACAAAGGGGGUUGUGCUGGGUGUUGAGUCGGAUCUUGUGCAGCGGCGGGAUGUGACGUUUUCCUUCUUCCACUUCGCUAUCAGGACUCAUCUCGUACUGCCCGACAUACUGCGAUUCUACCUGCAACAAAAGCGAAUCGAGGAGGCAACCAAGCUGUCGCAGGAGUACAAAGACCUCGAGUACCUGCCCCACGCGCUGGAGAUGCUCCUGCACACGGUCCUGGACGAGGAGGCCGAUACGUCCCCACCGCCAGAAGAAGCCGUCCUGCCCAGGGUACUAUCUCUCCUGUCGACCUUCAAGGAGUAUCUGGACGUGGUGCUCCAGUGCACGCGCAAGACGGAGGCCCGGCAGUGGAAGACACUGUUCGCGUAUCUGCCCCCAGCGCAGGAGCUGUUCGAAGAGUCCCUGCAGCGGGGGUCCCUCAAGACGGCGGGCGGGUACCUCAUCGUGCUGCAAACGCUGGACGAGCUGGACGCCACGGCCGAGCAGCCGGUGCGCCUCUUGACCCGGGCCAUGAACGAAGGAGACUGGGAUCUGUGCAAGGAGCUGGCACGGUUCCUGGUCGCUAUGGACAACACGGGAGAGGUUCUCCGCGAGGUCAUGGACAUGGCUAACGCGUCCUUCAAGGCAGCCAACAAGGAUGGGCGGCUGGAUCACGACAGUACGAUCAGCAGGCUGGAGAUUCCGUCGGCUAGGAUGGCGCGCUGGACCAGGCACAACGGUGGUGGAGGCAGCGGCGCCGGUAGUACCACGGGAACGAGCGAUGAGGAGACGGAUAGACGGUCUGCCAGUGACGGCGUCAGUCUGAGCUCGUCGACUAACACGCUGGGGUGA